Molecule: messenger RNA, 1086 nt
Organism: Physella acuta
Lineage: Eukaryota; Metazoa; Mollusca; Gastropoda; Physidae
Source: RefSeq, a predicted model, not a curated record
AUGGAUAUUGUCAAAUACGACAUCAGCAGACGACAUCAGCAGACGACAUCAGCAGACGACAUCAACAGACGACAUCAGCAGACGACAUCAACAGACGACAUCAGCAGACGCCAUAAACAAACGACAUCAACAGACGACAUCAACAGACGCCAUAAACAAACGACAUCAACAGACGACAUCAGCAGACGACAUCAGCAGACGACAUCAACAGACGACAUCAGCAGACGACAUCAGCAGACGACAUCAACAGACGACAUCAGCAGACGACAUCAACAGACGACAUCAGCAGACGACAUCAACAGACGACAUAAACAAACGACAUCAACAGACGACAUCAGCAAACGACAUCAGCAGACGACAUCAACAGACGACAUCAGCAGACGACAUCAGCAGACGACAUCAGCAGACGCCAUAAACAAACGACAUCAACAGACGACAUCAGCAGACGACAUCAACAGACGACAUCAACAGACGACAUCAACAGACGACAUCAACAGACGACAUCAACAGACAACAUCAGCAGACGACAUCAACAGACGACAUCAACAGACGACAUCAGCAGACGACAUCAACAGACGACAUCAGCAGACGACAUCAGCAGACGACAUCAACAGACGACAUCAACAGACGACAUCAGCAGACGACAUCAACAGACGACAUCAGCAGACGCCAUCAACAGACGACAUCAACAGACGACAUCAGCAGACGACAUCAACAGACGACAUCAACAGACGACAUAGACAGACGACAUCAGCAGACGACAUCAGCAGACGACAUCAACAGACGACAUCAGCAGACGCCAUCAGCAGACGACAUCAGCAGACGACAUCAACAGACGACAUCAACAGACGACAUCAGCAGACGACAUCAACAGACGACAUCAGCAGACGACAUCAGCAGACGACAUCAACAGACGACAUCAACAGACGACAUCAGCAGACGACAUCAGCAGACGACAUCAACAGACGACAUCAACAGACGACAUCAGCAGACGACAUCAGCAGACGACAGACCGUCUGCCCGGUGGAUGCCAGAGAGGAACAUUCUCUGUCGGCACUUCGACAGACCUGGGACCGACUCUGUUGA